Molecule: messenger RNA, 2850 nt
Organism: Saccoglossus kowalevskii
Lineage: Eukaryota; Metazoa; Hemichordata; Enteropneusta; Harrimaniidae
Product: thrombospondin type-1 domain-containing protein 4-like
Biological process (GO): extracellular matrix organization; proteolysis
Cellular component (GO): extracellular matrix
Molecular function (GO): metalloendopeptidase activity
Source: RefSeq, a predicted model, not a curated record
AUGUGGAAAUCCAGCUAUAUCAUACUGGUGUGUUUGGUGACGACAAUAUCCAGUGAACAAAAUCAGGUCAGAGAGAAACACAAAAGAGAGGUCAGUACUACCUCAGCGUGGGGAUCUUGGGGAGAAUUUUCAGAGUGCAGUAGAACUUGUGGGGGCGGUGUUUCCGAACAAACUCGACCGUGUCUGAGACGACGAGUUGGUUCGAGGUUUUUCAGUGUAGGAGAGCAUUGGAACUGUGUUGGGUUAUUUAAAAAACACAAAUCUUGUAAUCCAGAGCCCUGUCCGGGAGAUAGUAAAGACUUCCGGCAAAUACAAUGUGAAGCCUUCAAUGACACGCCGUUUAUGGGGAGAAUAUACGAAUGGGAACCUUUUUUGAAAGCACCAAACCCAUGUGCAUUAAAUUGCCGUGCCAAAGAUUUUCAGUUUUAUGUAAAACUGGCAGAAAAAGUUAUUGAUGGAACUCAGUGUACACCUGGAUCACAGGAAAUCUGUGUCGAUGGGCAAUGCAAGGAAGUUGGAUGUGAUGGAGUUCUUGGUUCAGCAAAGAAAUUUGAUGAAUGCGGUGUCUGUGGAGGUGAUAACACAGAGUGCCAGAUAAUGUCUGGUAUCUGGAUGACUGUUACUAUGGAUGUUGGUUACCAGAUGGUUGUCAAGAUACCGAGAGGAGCCACCAAGAUCAAUAUAACUGAACUGGCCAAGAGUAGAAACUAUCUGGCUGUGAAGAGUGCCAGUGGUAUAGGCUACAUCAACAGUGAUUGGUCGAUAAAUAAGCCAGGUCGCUUUAGUAUCGCAGGAACAAUGUUUGAGUAUAAGCGCCCUUUAGAUCCAACAGCUAGUAUAGGUGAACAACUUCUUUCUGAUGGACCAACGAUAGAAGAGUUGGAUGUGAUGUUGAUAUACCAAACUGAGAAUUCAGGUGUUUAUUAUGAAUUCAUAAUGCCAUCUGGAAGAGAAGACACUGAAUCCGAACUUGGUGACACAGUGGAAGGAACUGGCUCUGACCAACCACAGCCAGGCUUUCCUGCUGGAGGCUAUUACCUCCAGACCAACCCAAGACAACUAAUAAGACCUGCCCCAGGAGUCACUGGAGGAAAUGGUCAAAGAGGAUCAAGUAUACCUGGACCUUACCGUCAAACUGGACAUGGUGUUGAGAAUACAGGAGGAAACUUUGGAACAAAUUAUAACACAGGUGGAAGGUAUCCAGUGAACUCAGGAGGCCGACAAUCUGGAAAUUCAGGAGGGCGUCAAACUGGAAGUUCAGGAGGGAGACGCACUGGAAAUUCAGGUGGAGGACGCACUGGAAAUCCUGGAAGAGGAGUCUUCACAGGUCCAUCUUAUCCUAAUUACGGACUAGGAACAAACCCUGGAAUCCAGUUACAGCCACCAUAUGGUACCAGAUAUAAUUCUGGUAUCCAGCCUGAUAUUCCAUCUGCUUCCAACAGUAGAACUGUUGGAUUGCAACCACCGUAUGGAGUUGGCAGUGGAGCUGUGUUACCAAGAUAUCAAGGAGCAGUUAACCCACCAUCUGUCAAUCCAGGAAUCCAGACUGGUGCUAAUCCAGGAGUCCAGUCUGGCUAUCGACCCAGAAUUCCUGGUGUUUACCCUGGUGUUAACACUCCACCAGAUGGUGAUGUGGUUUCUGGUGGCUCACACAAUCCUUAUCAAUCUGGCACCUCUGGUGUAUCUGUGGAUGAAUCUAGGCCAUCACAAGUUAAAUACAUGUGGAGAGAAAAUGGAAUGACACAAUGUUCACAGUCUUGUGCUGGAGGAACUCAACAUAGUUUAGUGCAGUGUUUGACUGAGAAUUCAUUGUAUGUUGUGGCAGAUAGUAAUUGUAAUGUAAGACGCAAACCAAGAGCAAGGACAAUAGCAUGUAACACAGAUCCCUGCCCUCCAAGGUGGGAGACAGCACAGUGGGGUGAGUGUAGUCGAACUUGUGAUGAGGGUGUACAGAUAAGACAAGUCACAUGUAUGCAACAGUUAGGGAGGUCAGUAGACACACAGGUAUCUGCUGCUAAGUGUGUUUCAUUGAUACCAGAAACUACACAGAAGUGUCUGAUAAAGGAAUGUCCAGUGUGGAACACUGGCAAGUGGACUAAGUGUUCUGUAGUGUGUGGACAUGGUGUCCGUACAAGAAAAGUGACAUGCGAAGAUCCAAGUGGUGUAGUAGAAGACAGACUCUGCAUACACAUGGCUAAACCAGCUGAUACAGAAGGCUGUGAAAUGAGAUCAUGUGCCAAGGAUUGGUACUUCUCUGAAUGGUCAGAUUUGUGUUCUGAACAGUGUGGUCCUGGAGUACUAACUAGACAUGUAUUCUGUGCUGGGCAUGGUGAAGAGGAUGCUGUUGCUAGAACUGAGUGUUUUUCAAAUGAUGACCCAAACACACCAGACCAUGUCACAAUGGUGCAUUGUUCCUCAGAAUGUGGUGAUGGCAAACAGAGUCGUACUGUGUUGUGUGUUAAUAUGAGGAAUGCUGAUAACUAUCAUGUGGUGUCUUCGGGUGCAUGUCAGACAUCAGAUAAACCAUCUACUACACAAUUCUGUAAUCUUAAACCUUGCCAGGCACAAUGGUAUAAGACACAAUGGACUGAGUGUACAAAAACGUGUGAUGGCGGCAGUAGAAGCAGAGAGAUAAAAUGUCUGGAUGAGGAAGGCCAUCAUACUCAAUAUUGUAGUGAUGAUAAUAAACCUUCAACCAGAGAAAGUUGUAAUAUUAUGCCAUGUCCUACAAGAUUACCUGAUGGAGCAUGUAAAGACAAGUUUUACAACUGUAACAUUGUAUCACAAGCCAGACUCUGUCAAUAUUCCUAUUAUAAGAAGGAAUGUUGUUUCUCUUGCUAUGGAAGGUGA